AUGCAAGCUUCUUCCUCUUCUACCCCAUCCACAUCCCGUGGAUCACGAUUCAAGAAGAGAAUUCAACCACCAUCCUCGCGCAGUACACCUUUUGGUCUUCGUUCAGAGCCGCCAAAAGGAAAGAGCGGUAAAGGAAAACCCACGGCCCGUCCCAAGCUCUUGGAUGGUCCCCUUCGAGAUGAAGAGUACAUAGAAUCCACCUAUGGUCAUCUAAAGGACCAAAUCAAGCCUGCACAUCUGUCUGACCCAAAAUCUACCACCAACAAUGUUGCAAUGAGGCUCACCAACUCCCACAUGUCGUACGAAACGGAAAAAGGCGCCGUGUUAAAUGGGAAUCAAUAUGUGCCCAUGUAUCGUGUGAAAGCGAUUGUUAAAUGCGAUCCGGUGCUCAUUGGAGAGGGAGAUGCGAAAAGCCCGAAGGAGGCUACUAGAUUGGCUGUAUUGUCACUAUUGCUCCAGAUGCAGGAGCAGAAUUUGAUCUAUGCUCAACCUGCUCCUGCAAAAACUACGUUAUCUGACGGCACCGAAAUCAACGUAGAAAAAGCGAAACAGUUCAUGGGGUACUACUGUCGGCGGUACAGAUUUUCUCAACCCGACAUAACUCUCCAGGAGAGCGCGAAAGGCUGGAGCGCAGUCAUGACCGUAGCGGACCGGAAGAUAGGCAUGGGCUCUGGGCAGAACAAGAAAGCAGCACACAACCAGUGUUAUCUUGAUGUAGUACGGUAUUUGGAUGAGUGCGAUCCCGAACUCUGGAAGUCCUUCCUCAAGCAGGAGCACGAACUACCGAAAAUGCGUCUCUAUUUUUCGUUAAGCCGUGAAACCAACAACUCCAUCCGCGAUCUCAUCGUCGAUCUGAGCAAUAGCACUCUCUAUCGUAACCGUCCCUCCCAAUCUUCCGCCCCCGAUUCUUCUUCAGUGGUGGCCGUUCCCCAACGUUUUGCACGCCCGUACUAUGCACCCAACCCAGAAUCCCUCGCACAAAAAUCUCAACAGCUUCGGGAUCGACGACAGAAGUAUCUGAAUGACCCUUCUGCGGAAAGCAUGCGCCAGACAAGGGCCACUCUUCCCGUAUACACCCGCUCCGAUGUGAUCUUGUCCACUAUUAACAAAAACGAUGUUACGAUCCUAAUGGCUGCCACCGGAUCUGGAAAAACAACGCAAGUUCCUCAGAUAAUCUUGGAUUCUUAUAUCGACCGAGGAGAAGGAGCCCGUUGUAAUAUCCUUUGUACUCAACCUCGACGAUUGGCUGCUCUUAGCGUUGCAGAUCGUGUGGCAAAGGAGCGACACGAGGCAUUGGGAAAGUCCGUUGGGUACGAAGUAAGGUUUGAAGGGAAGCCACCAGAGGAACACGGGUCUUUGAACUUCUGUACCACGGGGGUGUUUUUGAAGAAACUCCAAUCCGCGCUCACCGAGGGAGGGGGAGGAAAUUUUCUUGAUGAUGUCACCCAUGUCAUUGUUGAUGAAGUUCACGAGCGAGACGUCGAUACCGACUUGUUGCUUGUUGUCCUUAAGCGCCUGUUGGCAGACAGGAAAGCGCGUAACAAGCCCAUCAAAAUCAUCCUGAUGAGUGCUACCAUCGACCCUGCUCUCUUCCAGCAUUACUUCCCAGACGACGAAGGAAAGCCCGCGAGAAUUGUUGAAGUUCCAGGACGCGCCUUCCCUGUCGAGCGUCACUUUUUGGACGACUUUUUGCCGGCUAUCGCUGAUGGCGAGGCUAAGUGGGUAAUGCAGGAUGUUUCUGUGACGAAGUACCUCGCCAAAGAGUUGCAACCUUCCGCUCUUCCUCCUAGUGUCGCUCUCAAGACUAAUUUCCUACUAAAAAAUCGCGAUGCGGAGCCAGAUGAGGAUAAUGACCUCCCCUACCCGCUUAUUGCCGCCACCAUUGCUCACGUUCUCCAAAAAUCGGAUUCGGGUCACGUUCUCACUUUCCUUCCGGGGUGGGAUGAUAUAACCGCCGUUCAGAAGAUCCUGCUAGGCGCCAAAGGUCCACUAGCCAUCGACUUUAAUAACAAAUCCAAAUUCGCUAUCCACCUCCUCCAUUCUAGUAUACCACUCGCAGAACAACAAGUCAUCUUUGAUCCGCCCCCUGCGGGGGUCAGGCGUAUCAUCUUAUCGACGAAUAUUGCAGAGACAUCCGUUACGAUUCCGGACGUAGUAUACGUAGUAGAUACCGGGAGACUCAAGGAACAGCGAUAUGACCCGCAGAAACAUAUGUCUUCCUUGGUGUCUGCCUGGGUCGGAUCAUCGAAUUUGAAUCAGCGCGCCGGGAGAGCAGGAAGACACAGACCGGGAGAGUACUAUGGCAUUCUUAGUCGUGACCAUGCUUCCAAGUUGCAGCUGCACCAGACGGUUGAGAUGAGUCGCGUUGACCUCAGUAACAUCGUGAUGCACGUCAAAGCGCUCAACUUCCCAGGAAUGACAGUCGAAGAGGUUUUAGCACGCACUAUUGAGCCUCCACCGCGGGACCGAGUUGUCGCAGCCGUUAAUUCCCUCCAAAUGUUAGGCGCACUGGACGAGCACAAAGCUUUGACCUCACUUGGUAGAGUUCUGUUACAGAUUCCAGUGGACGUUCAAGUCGGCCGGUUGCUCACUUAUGGCAGCUUCUUCCGUUGUCUGGACCAAUCGCUAAGCUUGGCUGCCAUCUUGACGAACCGCGAACCGUUCAUUUCCCCGAUGCAUGUCAGGGAUCAAGCCCGAGCGAAGAAGAACUCCUUCUGUCCCCGAGGUGUCGCUUCGGACCCUCUGACGACGCUGGAAGCCUUCGAACAAUGGCAUGAAAAGCAGUCAGUAGGCCAUUACGUCACCGCCAACCAGUUUUGCAUCGAUAAUUUCCUCUCCAAACCCACCUUACUUAUGAUUGAGAAGUUGAAAGGUCAAUUGCUAGGGUCUCUUCAUAAGUCUGGAGUCAUCAGUGUAUCAGCUGGAGGAGGUUUGGCGGGUGGAAGGUAUAGCAUGCCUUCAGAACUAAACGAAAACGGCGGAUCCAUCCCAUUGUUGUCCGCGUUGAUUACUUCGAGUUUGCAACCCAAAUUUGCAGUGCGCGUAAGCGAGAGAAUUCUGCGAACCCAACUUGACAAGGCGGUAAUUAUUCAUCCAUCGAGCGUCAACCAUAGCAACAACAGGAACGUAGAUGGCCUGGUAGCCAACAAAGAUGUGCUUCCGAAACAGAUAUACGCCUUUGGAGAAAAACGUCAGAAUAUUUCGACUUCAUCGAGUACUGCGACCUUCCUCGUAAAUACUACUCGUUUGGAGCCCUUGACCUAUAUGUUGUUUGGAGCGUACUCGAUGAAAGCUGUCGAGCAGGGCAUCUUAUGUGAUGACUGGAUCACCAUCACAGGCAACCUUGACGCGCUCGACGAUGUUCGCGAACUAAAGAGACUCGUCGAUGCAUGCAUGCUCCGGGUGUUUGAAGGAAUUCUUAUGACCAAGCGACAGAAUCGGGAGAACCUACCUGUCAUGUCGAGGGAGGAAUCGGAAUUUGAUGAAUACGAUGGAGAAAGAAAUCUUGCCCUUUCCCCGAAAGAGAUGAAGGAGCUGGAUUAUCUCAGUCGCGACCUGGUCGAUAUCUUGAAUAUGUAUCACGAAGAACGGCGAGAAGCACAAUCGCGAGUCUCAUCUCGCCCACAAACACCUUCAGGAGGUUUGGCCACUUUCCCUCCAAUCUCCUCUUCAGGUUACUCGACUCCCCUAGGAAUGCGAACAGCGUUCAAUUCUAGAGCAAGCACGCCCGUUAACCGACUUAGACAUAGUAGAUUUUAG
Marasmius oreades (fairy-ring Marasmius) is the source of this 3759-nucleotide messenger RNA. RefSeq lists its product as uncharacterized. NCBI's taxonomy places the organism in Eukaryota, Fungi, Basidiomycota, Agaricomycetes, Agaricales, Marasmiaceae. Bases 1 to 3759 code for a protein of 1252 amino acids. Gene Ontology annotation, molecular function: ATP binding; RNA binding. Gene Ontology annotation, cellular component: intracellular anatomical structure. The record is from RefSeq and is a predicted model, not a curated record. The transcript has 4 exons.